AUGGAAGCCAACAGGAUCCACUCCCAUCCCGAGAGGCAAAAUGGAGCCGCACCUCCUCCCCGCCCUCAUCUCGGCCAGCCUCUGCCGCCGCCGUCGUCUAUCGCGCCGCCACCUGUGGCCAGCUCAUUACAGCCGUGGGUUCAACCACCGAACGCCGAUGCUGAUGCUCCUAGUCCAUCCUUCCCCGCAUCAGGAAUAGCUGGGACCAGCAGUGCUCAGAACGGAGCGGGCUCGUCCAUGCAUGAUGCGGUGUACCCUCCGCAGAUCAUCCCGAACAGGACGUGGACGCCGGGGCGGACACGAACAGACCCGGUGCUGGGAUUGUUGGAGCAGCCGCGGUAUCUGCCUGCGGAGCUCGAUUCGCGUGUGGACCCCUCCACAGUGUGGAUGAAGGUCGCCCCAUCCACAGUCGUGUUCUUCAUCCCCGGCGCAUGUGCUGCUUGCAUGAAGGCAGCUCAGCACUGUGAUCGGUCCUACCCCUGUGCCAGAUGUCGGGACAGUGGAGCGGAGUGCAACCAGGCGGAGCUCAGGCAUCUGAUGCCAACUGCACCCGUCACGCGCAAGCCGGAGAUGAUCGCGCGAGCCCUUUCCAGCAGCGAUAAGGGAAAAGGGAAGGCCAAGGCGCCGCCGCCCAGCAGCGACAGCGAGGAAGACGAGUCGGAUGCUGCCGCGGCAGUCGAUGGUGGUCGCGGCAAGCGGGUCAAGAAGAAGCGUCGUCUGUCGGCAUCAGACGAGGUCGACCCCAGCUUGCUCAACUUUGACGGAACGGGCUUCCGGAAACCCCGUGCGCGCGUCCAGAAGACCGGCCUACCCGGUGCAAACAUGGAGUUCGCGCGGCCAGAAGACGUCCCGCCAUCCAAGGCUGACGCGGCGCACUUUGCUGCCGUGGAGCGGAACAAUGGGCGCCCCGAGCUGCACGACAUGCGCGGCUUUGCGCCCGUGUGGGCGGACAGGCGGAGGGCGCUCGCUUCGGCCGUCGAGGCGUUCCGUGCACCGCAAACGACCCCGGGUGCCAGCGUGUCCAUAGGCCCUAGUGGGAUAGCUCGAGGUGUCGUCCUCGAGGGGCAACCGCCGCUGGAAAUGCGGACGUACUGGGGCACAGGCGAGCGCAUCGGCACCAUUAUUACGUCCAUGCAACUGAGGCCAGUGGCCCCGGCUGACGACGGUAACGACGGCGUCACCGCACUGCCUGACAACAUCUCGGACGCUUACAACGACGCCAUGACCCGGACAGCGGAUCAGGGUCGUCACCUGAGCAACGGCACGAAUGGAGUCGGGAUCGACAAGCCUACGAUGCUGUCCGCGCCGAUCCAGAACCCCGAGGCGCCAGUCAUUGAGGCCCUCCUCAUGGCUCAGCGGGCGCAGACACCUGUCGCGGUGGCGGUCGCGGACGAUUUCGCGGAGGUACCGUUCAAGGUUCCCCGUGCGGUGGUGACACUCGGCUGGUUCUGGAUUGUGGAGGCGUGGGUCGAGCCAGUCGAGGCCGAUGAUGCUGUCGGGUGGGUCUUCCGCUUCGAGUGGUGCACUGGCGAGCAGCCGCAGCCGUGGUGGGCGGCCAAGGACGACCCGGAGCGCUCUGUCGAGACGCCCGUGUUUGAUGAGGAGACGACCAAUGCGACGCCCGCAUGGCCAGUGAAGGGCCGCAAUGUGCAUGGCUCGACCACGAUGCGCGGCGCGCAGCACCCGCGGCCACCGACCACCGCUGCCGAUGGCACGAAGGACCCUGAGCCUGUGCAGUGCGACAGCUGCAAGCGCUACUCGGAGCGCGUGUACCGCGAUCUGGACAUUUGCCUGAACGAGGCAUGCGUUAACGUCGGAUGCCCCGUGACACCUCCUCCUGCCGGACUCUCCGUUAAGAACUAUCCCGGCUUGAUCCGCGCCGCGGCACGCAUAUUGCCCGAGCAGCUCGGACUGACGUUCAUGCCGCCAGACCCGCUGCAGCAAUUCGCAGAUGUGACGCGGUGGGAUGCUGGGCGCGACUUCUGGCGCUCGUGGGUGUGCAAGCGGUGCCGUCUGGCGAACGAGCGACACGAUUGGUUUGGUUUCCUGUGCCAGGCGUGCUCGCAUCUGGACAUGCCGAAGCGGCGGAUAUACGGCGCCGAGGCGCUGCGCACCGCUACGCCUUGCACGGGGCCACGCCCCGACGUUGGCAACCCCGACUGGCCCUUCCAGGCUGAGACGACGACGACCGUCUUCCCAGACCAUGUCAAGCUGGUGCAGCACAAACUCGAUGGAUUUGGCGCCGGCACUGUGGCGUCACACCUGCUCAACUCGGACGGGGCCGAGGGUUACAAGAUCGUGACUGCUGUACUGGAGGGAUUACAGCUGCAGGGCGAGGACGAGGUGCCUCUUGCUCGUCACAUGCUACCUGCAACGUCAGCUCGACCCGACCUGCUCGCCCUGUCGCCUUUCUACACCCUGGCCGUGGGCGCCACAGCUCCCGACCUGGCACACUUCCCCUCCGCGCCCUCGAUCCCGUGGCCGAAAGCUCCCCGCGUCACGCUCGACAUCAUGGAGAUUCUGAACGAGCGAUCUGGCCGCGUCUACGCAGGCGCAGAGGAGUUCAACUCUUUGCUCGUUGCCGCUUUGCCGCCGGCGCCCAGCGUGGUCGUGCAUCCGAAGUUCCCCCUGCCGCCAAACAGCACGACUGCCCUGCUCAUCCUCGGCUCGAGCGUGUGCAUCAAGCUGCGCCGGGGCAAGAUGCGCGCCGGCGACAUGACAGCGCAGCACGGCGAUGUCGUCCUGGUGCGCACGGGGGCUGAGACGCUCGAAGUAGAGGCAAAGAGCGACGGCUUUGCGUUCCUCUGCAUUGCGCGGCGCGGCGUACCCCCUCCGACCACCCCAGGGGGGGCAGGGAGCUGGUACGUCGGCUGUCGUCCCCUGGACAUUACGCGGCCGAUGCGCGUUGAGCCGCCGCUGCGCCGAGACGAGCCCACGGCCACGGAGGAAAAGGAGGAAAAGGACGAGACGGACAUGGACGUGAUGCUCGACCCGCCCACAUUUAGGGGCCAGGAGGUCGUCCCGCCCUCAACCUCGAGCGAGGAGUUCACGGUGCAGAAGCCGCCGUCGAGCGGCCCUCUUCCCGCUAAAUUCAAGGUCACGGCCCGCUCCAAGGCGCCCGCUAAGAAGGGCAAGGCGCCGCCGCUGGCGAAAGCGAAGGGACGCGCUACGUCUAACUCGACCCGUGCGGGCAAGAGUGCGUCGGCGGCCACGCCGCCGGUCAGUAAGCGCAGCAGCCGCAGUCGGCAGAGUAGGGGCAGCGCGAGAGCGAGUCGAAGCGCGAGCGCCGCUGGCGCCACGGGCCUGGAGGGCGCCGAGGAGGCCAAGUCUGAGCCCGAGCCCGAGGAGUAG
Messenger RNA from Trichosporon asahii var. asahii CBS 2479, 3351 nucleotides. RefSeq lists its product as uncharacterized. The record is from RefSeq and is a predicted model, not a curated record. The transcript has 4 exons. NCBI's taxonomy places the organism in Eukaryota, Fungi, Basidiomycota, Tremellomycetes, Trichosporonales, Trichosporonaceae. Bases 1 to 3351 code for a protein of 1116 amino acids.